CGUUCUUCUUCCGGACACGUUAGUGUUGCAUCAGCGUCCUGCCGUGCAGCACUGCAGCGAUGUCGGCUUCAGGAGAAGCAGCCUUUGAGUAUGGCUUCUUGCUACAGAUAAGUGAGGAAGCUGCACUGGCAGUGGCCCUGAAUGACUACCUAACCUCACGCAGCUACCUGGCUGGGUUCAGCCCCACCCAGGUCGACCAGAAAGCCUUUAAGCUGCUCCACAGACCCCCAGAUCCACAACAUGUCCACGCUCUGCGCUGGUACAGACACCUAGCAGCCCUGCAACAGGACUUCAACCUAGAGAGCAGCAUGAAGGGAAAGCGGGUCCAGCCUCCUUGGUCUCCACCAGCAGGAACAGACGUACCGCAGCUUCGACUCUACAACAGCCUGACGAGAGCGAAGGAGCUGUUUGUUCCUCAGAAAGGGAAUAAUGUAACAUGGUACUGCUGUGGCCCUACAGUGUACGAUGCCUCUCACAUGGGACAUGCCAGAUCCUACAUAUCUUUUGAUAUUCUGCGAAGGAUACUAAGGGACUACUUCAAGUAUGAUGUCCUCUACUGCAUGAACAUUACAGACAUAGAUGACAAAAUCAUUAAAAGAGCCCGACAGAAUUACCUUCUGGACCAGUACAAGGAGAAAAAACCACAAGCUGCUCAAAUACUGCAGGAUGUGCUCAGUGCCAGAACGAUUUUUCAGGCCCACUUAGCUUCCACCACAGACCCAGACAAGAAGCAGAUGCUGGAAAGGCUGGACGCUGCUGUUACAGCCAGUCUGCAGCCCCUUCAGGCAGCAAUGGAGAGCAAAGAAUUGGAUGAAGUGGUGCAACCUCUGGCACAGGUGUUGUUGGAGAAUUCCAAGGACUUGCUGGCUGACUGGUUAGACAAACAGUUUGGAAGUCAGGUCACAGAGAAUUCCAUCUUCUCCAUUCUUCCUAAAUACUGGGAAUCAGAGUAUCAUAAAGAUAUGGAAGCCCUGAAUGUUCUUCCCCCUGAUGUCCUCACUCGAGUCAGUGAAUACGUGCCCGAGAUCGUGGAGUUUGUGAAGAAGAUUGUCUCAAAUGGUUACGGGUAUGAGUCAAACGGUUCAGUGUACUUUGACACAUCGAAGUUUGAUUCCAGUCCAGAGCAUUCAUAUGCCAAACUGGUGCCAGAGGCAGUCGGUGAUCAGAAAGCUUUACAAGAGGGAGAAGGAGAUCUGAGCAUCUCUGCAGAAAGGUUAAGUGAGAAAAAGUCACAGAAUGACUUUGCCUUGUGGAAAGCCUCCAAGCCGGGAGAGCCUUCAUGGGACUCUCCAUGGGGGAAGGGAAGACCCGGGUGGCAUAUUGAAUGUUCAGCCAUGGCUGGCUCUAUCUUGGGGGAGUCGAUGGACAUCCAUGGUGGAGGUUUUGAUCUUCGAUUCCCUCAUCAUGACAAUGAGCUGGCUCAGUCAGAGGCAUUCUUUGAGAACGAUUACUGGGUCCGUUACUUUCUGCACACCGGACACCUGACGAUCUCAGGCUGCAAGAUGUCAAAAUCCCUGAAGAAUUUCAUCACAAUUAAGGACGCCUUAGCAAAGAACACAGCUCGUCAGCUCCGUCUUGCUUUCUUGAUGCAUUCCUGGAAAGACACUCUGGACUACUCUUCUAACACAAUGGAGUCAGCCGUCCAGUAUGAGAAGUUCAUGAAUGAGUUCUUCCUCAACGUGAAAGACAUUCUGCGUGCUCCUACUGAUAUCACUGGUCAGUUUGAAAAGUGGGAGACAGCAGAGGUGGAGCUUAACAACAGUUUCUGCGACAGGAAGUCUGCCGUCCAUGAGGCUCUGUGUGACAACGUGGACACCCGUACUGCCAUGGAGGAGAUGAGAAUGUUAGUCAGCCACACCAACAGUUACAUUGCCAGCAGGAAGAACGCAAAACUGAGGCCCAACCGCAUGCUAAUGGAAAGUAUUGCUACAUAUCUCACCAACAUGCUGAAGAUCUUUGGUGCAGUUGAAGGAUCGGACCCAAUAGGUUUUCCCGUGGGUGGACAAGGUCAAAGCGUUGAUCUGGAGAGCACAGUGCUGCCGUACCUCACAGUGCUGUCAGAUUUCAGAGAGCGCGUCCGCAAAAUUGCUCGAGAGCAGAAAGUGACAGAGUUGCUGCAGCUCUGUGACGUUGUCCGUGAUGACCUGUUACCAGAGCUCGGAGUGCGAUUGGAAGAUCAUGAAGGUCUGCCCACUGUGGUGAAACUAGUGGACAAGGAGACAUUACUGAAGGAAAGAGAGGAGAAGAAGAAGGUGGAAGAAGAGAAGAAAAUGAAGAAGGAAGAGGCUGCCAGGAAGAAGCAAGAGCAAGAGGUGGCGAAACUGGCCAAGAUGAAGAUCCCUGCAAAUGAAAUGUUUCGUACUGAAACAGACAAAUAUUCCAAAUUUGAUGAAAUGGGUUUUCCCACUCACGAUGUCGAAGGGAAGGAGCUCAGCAAAGGACAAGCCAAGAAGCUGCGCAAGCUCUACGAGGCCCAAGAAAAAUUACACAAUGAAUAUCUUCAGAUGAACCAAAAUGGCAACUGAUUUUUUUUUUCUUUCUUUUUCAAAAUCUAUCAAUCCAUCCACACUGCAGGAAAUAACUAGAGAAUAAAUGUCAAGGCCAGCGGUUCAUUCUUUGUCUCCUCUUUAUCCUGUUUUGGUUCAGGAAACAGCACGCGUGUGUUUUUUUCCGUAGUUUAUAUAACGGUUAAAUUUGCAUUCCGUAACCAUGCGUCAUUUUUCCAAAUGGGAGAGGACCACCACUGGAGAAAGAAUUUCUUCCUGCUCUGUUUGAGUUUGGAUGUCUUUCACAACAGCAAAAUUAAGGCAAUAAGUAAUGAAGUGAGAUUUUGAUGAUGUAACAGUGCAGCAUUCUGUUUGCAGUGUCUCUAAAUGUUUUGACUGUAAUACUGCCAAUUGCUUCAAGUAUUAAAUCAAUUUUUAACA
Molecule: messenger RNA, 2927 nt
Organism: Archocentrus centrarchus (flier cichlid)
Lineage: Eukaryota; Metazoa; Chordata; Actinopteri; Cichliformes; Cichlidae
Gene: cars1
Product: cysteinyl-tRNA synthetase 1
Exons: 23
Coding region: 60-2525 (821 amino acids)
Biological process (GO): cysteinyl-tRNA aminoacylation
Cellular component (GO): cytoplasm
Molecular function (GO): ATP binding; cysteine-tRNA ligase activity
Source: RefSeq, a predicted model, not a curated record